This is a messenger RNA of Aricia agestis (brown argus), 1662 nucleotides long. RefSeq names its product proton-coupled folate transporter-like. The record is from RefSeq and is a predicted model, not a curated record. Gene Ontology annotation, biological process: transmembrane transport. Gene Ontology annotation, cellular component: membrane. NCBI's taxonomy places the organism in Eukaryota, Metazoa, Arthropoda, Insecta, Lepidoptera, Lycaenidae. Gene Ontology annotation, molecular function: transmembrane transporter activity. Bases 84 to 1628 code for a protein of 514 amino acids. The transcript is spliced from 7 exons.
UGUCGUUGUCACGAAGAAAAUAAAUAAGUCAAAUACGCGCGGCCAACGCGCAUCAGUAGCGGCAGCGCGCUCGUACCGCACCAAUGUUCGCCGCUGAAAAGUUAGCAGCGCGGGAGGAGCUCCCCCUGAACAAAGAAAAAAAUGAGCCCGAGAAGCGAACGUUCCUCGAAAAACUUCACGAAAUAAAGUCGAACAUAACCGUCGAGCCGAUUUUCGCCGGACUCAUUAUACCGUCCAUGCUCGCGAGGCUCGCCAUUCAGAAUCUGAAUUUGGACAAGGCCUGCCGCGUUAAACUGAAUUUCGGCGACGAGAUCUGCGACUCGCUGAUACUGCGCAAAGGCAACUUAACGGAGUAUGAGGGCGAAGUGCAGAGGGUCAUAUCGUCGAUCGACGCGUGGAAGAGCGUCAUCCAGACGGCCAUUCCGACGAUCCUGGUCAUCUUCAUGGGAGCCUGGAGCGACCGUACGGGAAAUAGGAAAGUGUGCAUCAUGCUGCCGGUAGUCGGCGAGCUCCUGGUUUGCGUUAGCAACAUAAUAAGCACGAUAUUCUUCUAUGAAAUUCCAGUGGAAGUGACGAUGUUCUUCGAGGCUUUCUUCCCGGCGAUCACGGGCAACUGGGUGCUGGUGUACCUUGGUGUUUUCAGCUACAUCAGUGACAUAACUGACGAGAAGUCUCGGACGUUUCGGGUGGGGAUCGUAAACCUGUGCCUGACGGCGGGGAUUCCCAUCGGCACCUCGCUGAGCGGCAUCCUACUCCACCUGUGGGGAUACUACGGUGUGUUCCUAAUAUCGUCCAGCAUAUACGUUCUUGUACUAUUAUACGGGUAUUUUUGCCUAUCAUCGAACACGAAACCCAAGGAUGAUACGAAGAGCCAAGAGCCAGUGACACUAAAGGACAUUUACACAUUAGUCAAGGAGACGGUGGCUGUUGCGUUCAAAAAACGCGAUGGCGGUGGACGAGCGAAAAUCAUUUUGACUCUCCUCGCGGUCGCUAUCAUCUAUGGACCUGAUCAUGGUGAGAGGGAUAUCAAAUACUUGUUUGUGAGGUAUCGCCUAAAGUGGGAUGCUCUGAAAUACAGUAUGUACUCCACGUACAGUACCAUCAUGCACUCCAUGGGUGCCCUAUUCUCAAUAAGCGUGUUCAGCAAGCGUUGGGGUUUUCACGACUCACUGCUCUGCCUCAUCUCGGUGGGCAGCAACCUCGUGGGCUGCUUCUACAUUGCCUUCGUCACCACCGACUUGGGGAUGUUCAUGUUUCCCGUCGUUCAAAUUCUGAACGCGACCACUUUUACGUCUCUCAGAUCUAUGUCUUCAAAGCUGAUCAGCGCAGAGGAAUUAGGUAAAAUGAACUCCUUAUUCAGUUUAGUGGAAACGUUAGCUGCGCUGGUAUUCGACCCGUCCUACGCCAUCAUGUAUGCAGUCACUCUGCCGAUCUUCUCCGGCACGAUAUAUAUCUUUAGUGCCUUCAUGACGAUCCCGCCUAUCAUUAUAUUGAUAUAUCUCUUCGCAAAGCACAGACGAGAGGUAAAGGAUGCGCGUGCGCAGGCGCUGACUGAGGAGGCGCCGAAGAAAACAGAAGCGGAGAAGAGAGAUAAAACAGAAGCAAAUAAUAGUGUAACAAAAAUGUGACUGAUUUAGUUUUAAUAAACGAAAAAAUAAAAUA